UUGUCCCGUACCGUCACGCUCGCCAACCACACCUGGAUGGGCUGGCUGCCCGUCUGCUAUCUCGGAGUGGGAAUUUUUAUUGUCGUGUGACAGAAAUAGAAAAAUCACUAAAGCUUGACCUCAUUGUAUUGUGGAGCUAUUUUAAUAUUAUUAUGCCGAUAGUGGUAGUAAAACCGAGGCGAGGGUUUCUGUCUCUCACACACAUAAAGAGAGAGAGAGACACGGACUCCGUUCCAAAAUAAGACUGCCCAAAAGCAGAACGUUUAGGAGUGUUUUUGUUUUCAAUCCGAGUCCUUUAUCGAUCUGUUGGUGCGUAAAGAGAACGAAGUGGUUCACCAACUAUCUGCGAUAAGGACUUGUCGAGAUAAAAAGUGGAAGUGGCGAAUAGUCAUGUAAAUGCUUCCCGCCAUUUCGCUGGGCAAAACUCUUUUGAAGUGUACAAACAGAAGACGGAUCAAUACUCGUCUAGUGGAUCGGCCAUGUUGAUUUUCUCGUUACUGUGCUGUAAGAUUGCGCUUCGUUAAACAAGGAUUGCAAUCUUCUUCAUGAUUCGAGUCUCGUGAUUCUCACUGGCGUGUUAUUUUACUACCGUAGCAGACGACACAAUUUAAUGUCAAAUGAGGAGGGCAUUUUAGCCGGCGUAUAUAUAUAUAUGUGUGUGUGAGUUUGUCACAAUAUUUACUGUACAUGAGGUGUCCAGCUCUAGGGUGGUAAAGAGUGUCUGCAGACGAUCGAUAUCUUCUGCUUUAUCAAUGACGUCACCAGGCAGCCGAAAACCUGUCCAUUAAUGAGACGAACAAUAGACGCGCCAUUACUUCUCCCUGUUCCAAUGGUGCAUUAAUUAAAUGAAGAAAAACACAGUCUUCAGCAUUUGGGAUACCGGAGAUUUUUACAUCUGAUAGUGUUUCCCUGUGCUAUGCUCAAGUGAAGCUCUGGAUCAAUUUUCCUCUUUCGCUGGUUAGGAAAAACGGAAACGUGAAAAAUGGCAGACACCUCACGACUUAGCGAAACGGAACCUAUGACAGGACAGACGUCACAGCGUCUCAGACGAAGUACCAGUGCGCGUGCGCAGAAGAAAUGCCUAGGCCGGAAGUGUUGCGUGGUGACAGUGAUCGUUCUGUUCCUGUUUCUAACUUUCAUAGCGCUACCAGCAGGUAUUUUCCUCAUUAUCCAUGGCGGGAAAUCGUGCGGUAUCGGCUGCGUUGCCGGUGGUGCAAUGGUGGUGUGUCUGCCCAUUGUAGCAGCAGUAGUUUUAAUAACAGUAUUCUAUGGUCGGAGACAGGUCCAAAGAAAGCAACUUCGGGAACAGACCAAUCCUGUCUGAGAUUAUCUAGGUUUGACAAUGAAAUCAGUAUUACGUGUUUUUUCUCAGAUCACGUGAUCUGAAAGCUGUGAUCUCUGGUCGAAUCAUCAUGCUCAUGGAGUACAAGACAUUAAAUGGAAGUUGGUGACGUCAUCACUUUGUGUGCAUUUAUAUGUCAUCACUUUAUGUGCAGUUUGUGCGUGUGUUACUUUCCCUCAGUAUGUCAGCACAAUUCAGUAGCGUACCAGAGUCGUCUUUUCCUAGAAAUGAAGAAUCGAGGGGAGAUGGGUAUACUUGUAAAAGGAGGCCGAGAGAAGUGGAAGGUGCUAGGGGAGGGGGCGGAGAUAGAACAAUAGAGGAGAAGCGAAUUCUCAGAUGGGUGAGGACGACCCCUGCAGCUAACCUGUCUCGUAAACAUUUCAGUUAAUUGGUUAUCUGAAAAUACAUUGUAAACGGAAUGAAAGGGAAGGUCCAACACUCACCCACCCACCCAUCCACCCUCUGCUUCCUAAUGAAUCAAUCUACCACAGCAGAUUGAGCAUUUGGACCAUCAGUGAAAUUACUAUUCAGUAUGUUCAGUGUAUUACGUAUGUUAUGAUGUUAUAUAGCUGUUUUCGUGCUACGUGUGAUUGACACCUCUCACGGAAAGGAACGAGAAUUACCGAGACCGCGAUGAACGGACAACGAUGAAAACAAAAUAACGUGCUCAUAUCCAGUCCAAUUUCAACAAACACGCUGUUCUGGAUACAUGAUUGUGAAAACAGAUUUGCUCACCCAAGAAAAGUGUAAGGAAAGAAGAGAAGAAAAAAGAGAAGAAGAAAGAAAAGAACGAGAAUCUUUCUGGCGCUAGUUAAUGUCAAGGACGAAAGAAAAGUGUAUGAAAAGAAGAGAAGAAGAAAAAAUGUGGGGAAACAGAACAACAGGCUAUCAGGCGCUAGUUAAUGUCAAGGACGAAAGAAAAGUGUAUGAAAAGAAGAGAAGAAGAAAAAAUGUGGGGAAACAGAACAACAGGCUAUCAGGCGCUAGUUAAUGUCAAGGACGAAAGAAAAGUGUAUGAAAAGAAGAGAAGAAGAAGAAAUGUGGGGAAACAGAACAACAGGCUAUCAGGCGCUCGUUAAUGCCAAGGACACAGGUUGUUCGAGGUUUUCAUACCUUGUGUAUUGAUCCGCGUUUGGUACAGUACUUCAUCAAAUUAAUGCGUUUGGACACAUUUUUAUGAAGAAUUUGGAGUGUGUGCUAAAGAUAGGCGUUUUUUAACCUUCAGUGGAUGUAUGAAUAUGUCAAAUGGUUCACUGAUUCAUGCGAACAAAAUGAUUGCUGGUUGUACAAUAUUAUUGCUUGUGGGAAUUUGCAAAAGAAAAGUAAUAGAGUUGGGAAAAUUAACCGACGGUACAAUGUGAGAGGCAAAGGCGAUAUCAUAUAUCUGAUAUCGCAACAUAACAGCUUGUGGCGAAAAUAUUUGGUUGUACAAAUGUGAUGGCCUGAAUUUUGGGAACUGUCUGACUGCAAAAAUUAAAAAAGAAGGGGAAAAAGAGAGAGAGAGAGUACCGGUGCAUUAAGUAUUAUUCCGCGGUUUUGUCAGUACUGGGGCAAACAAAUGUUCAUGUGGUCAAAAGAGACAGCUUGUGCGGGAAAGUAUAUAUGACUGCUAAGGUAACAUUCCGGUAUUGUUUUGUGUUUGAUAAAGGCAAGCGAAUGCCAGUGGAUUCUGUGAUAUCGUACUGGGAAAUAUCUGGUCGCUGAUGCAUGUAUCGUGUAUUAAUUCGCGUUAUAGUGAGUGCUGCGGCAAGUGAAUGCUUAUGGGGACUAUGCGACAGCUUGGUGGAAGGUACUGUCUGGUUUACUUAAACAGUACAGCUGUGUGCCAAAGACUUUUCUAAAUGUGAUUAUCACGGUGUUGCAGACUUUAUAUUAUUUAACACUGAGCGUUUUAGACUUUAGUGUGUGUACACAGGAAAUCAGAAAACAGUACAACGAUAUAAAACUUGUUUUUAAUAUA
This is a messenger RNA of Gigantopelta aegis, 3302 nucleotides long. RefSeq lists its product as uncharacterized. Lineage: Eukaryota; Metazoa; Mollusca; Gastropoda; Neomphalida; Peltospiridae. The transcript has 3 exons. The record is from RefSeq and is a predicted model, not a curated record. Bases 983 to 1324 code for a protein of 113 amino acids.